UCGAAUAUGAAUUUAAAUAAAAAUAUGGGCUGGGUGUACGCCAAGUCAGUGAUUGAAAAAGAAAUGGAAAUGAAAAGGGAAGGGUGCCUCAGAAACAUUCUAGUUGAACUUAUCCGUAGAGAAUGUGAAUAUAAACAGAUUCAAUUUGAUAUGGAAGUGAGAGCUGGAGCUUCUACCAAGGUAGUGGCGUUGCAAGCAGCCAGAGAGUUUAAAGCUACAUGGAUUGUUUUAGACAGGUCUAUAAAGAAGGAUGCCAAGUACUUCAAGGAGAACCUAGUUUGCUUUAUUUCAAAAGUGACGAGGAACAACAAAAUUAAAAUUCUGAGAGGAAACAUAAGUGGAGAUGCAAAAACAGGCAACGGUUUCUUUGCAGAAGUGAGAACGAGGAACAGUGUCAGAAGUGAUAGUCUAGUGGAAUCGAGGGAAUCGCCUGCUUCUGCUGUCUUCAAAAACAUUUAUGAAGAAACACCCAUCCCUGUUGAAGAACGGCCAGAAGACCUCUUCAGUCUUGAGAUUAAUCCUGCCGAUCAGAUAAAAUUUGCUAAAGAUUAUUACAAGCAGAAGCUUCCUCUAGCAUCUAAUAUUAUCCAACAAGCUGACUCCAACCAAGAUCCACCGUCUUCUGCAGAAACAUUCUAUUUUUCAGAUGAGGGUAGCAAAAAUGGAGACAUAGUAGGAGACACUGCAAAAGUAAAGACAGUUGUGGAAAAUUUCAUAUCCAAUCUGAAAUUACUAGAAGGAAGCUUUGUAUCUCCGGCAGAUCCCUGUUCGAUAUGUCAAUAUAAGUCUUCUCUUAUGUUGGGGCAGGAACUAAUAAAAUACACUUAUGCAGAACUUGAAGCAGCCACAAACAACUUCUCAGAAGAGAACUGCCUUUCGAGAAGUGGGUCUAGGCCUGUUUAUAAGGGUCGCUUAAACCAAGGAUUGUACAUUGCAGUAAAAGAUCAUAAACAUGCAAAUUAUGUGCAGCAAAGAGCUGAAUUCGAGUCUGAAGUUGAAGGCAUAAGUCGUGCACAGCAUAAGAACCUGGUGAUGCUUCUGGGAUAUUGCUCAGAGGAUAAUCACAGAUUUCUUGUUUACGAGUACAUCUGCAAUGGGUCUCUCUAUUCCCAUCUCUAUGGGAGCAACAGAAAAGUAUUGGAUUGGGAAGAGAGGAGAAAAAUAGCAAUCGGAGCUGCCAGAGGUAUUCGUUACUUGCAUGAAGAGUGCAGAGGUCGUCAGAUUGUUCAUGGUGACCUCCGUCUCAAGAAGAUUCUUCUUACCCAUAACUUGGAACCCAUGGUUGGAGACUUUGGUCUAGCAUAUAAGUAAGACAUCAAAACUCCCUUUGUUAUUGGUAUUUCUUUGAUAAGUUUGAAAUACUUACAAA
Cryptomeria japonica (Japanese cedar) is the source of this 1369-nucleotide messenger RNA. Its product is annotated as inactive protein kinase SELMODRAFT_444075. Gene Ontology annotation, molecular function: protein tyrosine kinase activity; ATP binding. The record is from RefSeq and is a predicted model, not a curated record. Bases 7 to 1311 code for a protein of 434 amino acids. Lineage: Eukaryota; Viridiplantae; Streptophyta; Pinopsida; Cupressales; Cupressaceae. The transcript is spliced from 7 exons. Gene Ontology annotation, biological process: protein phosphorylation.